Malaclemys terrapin pileata is the source of this 1023-nucleotide messenger RNA. It is a transcript of the gene CCNP, whose product is annotated as cyclin P. The transcript has 8 exons. Gene Ontology annotation, cellular component: centrosome; cyclin-dependent protein kinase holoenzyme complex; cytoplasm. The coding region runs from base 1 to 1023 and encodes 340 amino acids. Lineage: Eukaryota; Metazoa; Chordata; Testudines; Emydidae. The record is from RefSeq and is a predicted model, not a curated record. Gene Ontology annotation, biological process: mitotic cell cycle phase transition; regulation of cyclin-dependent protein serine/threonine kinase activity. Gene Ontology annotation, molecular function: cyclin-dependent protein serine/threonine kinase regulator activity.
AUGGGGGGCUGCUCGGGGGGAGCCAGGCGCUGCUCUGCGUGCCUGGGGCACGGGGGGAGCGUGGCUGGGGUCCCCGACGGGGGGCUGCCCGGGGGGGGCCAGGCGCUGCUCUGUGUCCCCGAGGCGCUGGCCGAGGAGCUGGCCCAGGCACUGGUCAGCGUGGGCAUGGCCCUGGAGCAGGAGUACGCCUGGGACAUCUUCACCAGCAUGAUGGUGAAACAAUCCAGCUACAUCUUCCGGAGCUGGGAUGUGCCGCGCGCCCUGACGGCCGAGAUGCGGGCGCUCGUCGUCGACUGGCUCGUGCAGGUGCACGAGUACCUGGGCCUGGCGGACGACACGCUCUACCUGGCCGUGUACCUGAUGAACGCCUACAUGAAGGUGGCGCGAGUGAGGGUCCCGGCCCUGCAGCUGCUGGGUGUCACCUGCCUCUUCGUGGCCUGCAAAGUGGAGGAGUGCACCGUCCCCGAGCCGGCCGAGCUGUGUUUCAUGACCGAGGACUCGUUCAGCCGCCGGGAGCUGCUGCGAAUGGAGCGCAAGGUGCUGUCCCGCCUCAACUUCCAGCUGCAGUACACCAACCCCCUGCACCUGCUGCAGCUGCUGGGCGCCCUGGGCCGCUGUGCCCCAGAGGUCCAUCACCUGGCCAUGUACUUCAUGGAGCUGUGUCUGAUGGAGGCGGAUUGUGCGGUGUUUGAGCCGGCCCAGCUGGCCGCGGCCGCCCUGGGCCUGGCGCAGCGGGUGCAGCAGGAGGCGGGCGCCGGGGGCUCGGGCGCCGGGCUGGGGGGCUCCACGCAGCUCUGCCUGUACAGCGAAGAGGCGCUAGGCGCUGUGCAUCGCUUCAUGGCCAGGGCCGCGCUCCGGGCCGGCAGCUCCACCCUCCAGGCCGUUUUCCUGAAAUACUCGCGGCCCCAGAAGCUGGGGGCCAGCACCAGCCCGGCCAUCGCCGGCUCCGACUACCUCGCCCGCUGCUGGAGAACCAUGGCAACACAGCUGAGAUGGACUCCUGGCCCCCCAGGUAUAAGCUGA